CGAAUGUUAAAAGGUAAAACACCACUGGUACUAAAGUGGCUACGUUCCCUGAUAAGACCAGUUGUUUCUCUAAAAGGACAAGGGACAGUAAGGCGGAGAAAUGAACAUAGGAGUUUGGAUUCCAGUGGGGAUUUUGUGCAUGAUUAGAGUGUCAGAAUGCAUAGAGUGUUUCAAUUGUCAAAACAUUGCUGAUCCUAAUGAGUGCAAAAAUACUUCACAAUGUUCCAGUGGUCAAUCAUGCUCUUUACAAACAUUCCAAGCUGACUCCGAAUUACGCUACAACAUGGGAUGUCAAAACAAUCAGUUAUGCAGUUCCCUCGCUGUUAGCCCACAAAGUAUCAUCGGUCGCUCCGUCCAGACGAGACAGCAGUACAUAUGCCAUGAAUGUUGCAGUACUGACCGAUGCAAUGAGAACCUUUGCUUUCAUAAAACACCUUCCGAAUGCACUGAUGACGAAACACUUGACUGCGCUCGAUUAAAUACCCUUUUUAAUGUCUGCGCAGAUAUUCAUCAUGCAAAAAUCACGUGUCCAAAGUUCUGUGGCCUGUGUCAGCUCGUUGAUGGAAACUGGGCGGAAUGGGGCACGUGGACGCAGUGCAGUGUUACGUGUGCGAAUGGCACACAAGAGCGUACACGCACCUGCUCUCAUCCGCCCCCUAGCAACGGUGGCCUAAACUGUUCUGGACCAGCUGUUGACACUAAACUGUGCACAAAGCAGCUUUGUCCAGUGCAUGGAAACUGGGCAGACUGGUCCAGUUGGUCCAGUUGCUCAGUUACCUGUGAUGUUGGACUAAUGAAAAAGACAAGAACCUGCACCAAUCCAAGACCAGACCGAUUUGGCGACAAUUGUUAUGGCGAUGCUAGUGAAUAUACUGUUUGCAAAAAUGAACACUGCAUUGCUCCAGUGCAUGGUAACUGGUCAACCUGGUCCGUAUGGUCCAAUUGUUCUGUGACGUGCGAUGGAGGACUCCAGAAGAGAUCAAGGUCGUGCACAAAUCCUAAACCGAACGCUCGAGGCGAUUAUUGUUUCGGUGAUAAUUGCGAAUACACUGUUUGCCAAAAUCAACCCUGCGUUUCACCAGUGCAUGGCAACUGGUCAGCAUGGUCCGUAUGGUCCACUUGUUCUGUCACUUGCAAUGGAGGACUCCAGAAAAGAUCACGGACGUGCACCAAUCCUUAACCAAACGCUCUUGGCGACGAUUGUCUGGGUGAUAAUCUCGAAUAUACUAUAUGUCUGAAUCAUCCUUGUAGCGCCAGAAGUACUAUAGCAGCCUUCAGCGCUCACGGACUCAACAUUUUGUCAAAUAAUGUCAAUGCAUUUCCAUCCGUGAUUUUCAACGAAGGCAAUGUGUACAAUCCCAACGAUGGACACUUCACAGCUCCUGUGGACGGGAUAUACUACUUCACUGUGCAAAUCUGCUAUUGGGGUGGAGAUGCUGAUCAGUUCUACAUCCAUAAGGGAAAUGCCGAUAUGAGCAGCUAUACGCGCCUGACGGCUACCUAUGCAUUCAAUGAGGGAGACGCUACAUGUACAUCGGACUCCACCGCUGUAAAACUGAGCAGAAACGAGCACGUCUGGGUGUAUUAUUACCAACGUUACAACUAUCAACGACUAUAUGAACAUAUUAAUUUUGCUUGGAACAAAUUUACCGGAGCUCUUGUCCAAGAGCUUUAAUAAAUAUGUCAAGUUGUGUGA
Dreissena polymorpha is the source of this 1696-nucleotide messenger RNA. RefSeq names its product A disintegrin and metalloproteinase with thrombospondin motifs adt-2-like. The transcript has 11 exons. Lineage: Eukaryota; Metazoa; Mollusca; Bivalvia; Myida; Dreissenidae. The coding region runs from base 101 to 1180 and encodes 359 amino acids. The record is from RefSeq and is a predicted model, not a curated record.